Molecule: messenger RNA, 716 nt
Organism: Anopheles cruzii
Lineage: Eukaryota; Metazoa; Arthropoda; Insecta; Diptera; Culicidae
Product: cytochrome P450 4C1-like
Exons: 3
Molecular function (GO): iron ion binding; heme binding; monooxygenase activity
Source: RefSeq, a predicted model, not a curated record
AGUUCAAGUGAGGUGUGAGUGAAGCAUGUUCUGGCUUAGUUUAGUGCCGCUGUUGGCAGUAGUGUUGUGGUUACUGCACAUCUGGAUUUUACAACGGCACCGGUUCGCCAAGGAUUUACCGUGCACGGAACCGUACUAUCCGUUCAUUGGAAAUGGACUUUUAUUUAUCGGGAAGUCACGCGAGAUAAUGUUUAACGCUGCUAUGAAACCGUUUGCCGAAUAUAAUCACUGGUUCCAGCUAUGGCUCGGACCGAAGCUGCUCAUUGGCACGUCGCAUCCAGAUCUGAUGCAAUCCGUUCUAACGCAUCCAGACUGUCUGGACAAACCGUUCCUCUACGAUUUCGUGAAACUCGAGCAUGGACUCUUCGGAGGUCAUUAUCAUCCGUGGAAAACGCAGCGUAAGGCUCUGAACCCCUCGUUCAACCUCCGUAUCCUGAACAGUUUCAUACCGGUGUUUGCCAAGUGCACGGAGCAGAUGAUGCAGAACCUUGAAAGUGCCGUCGGGGAGUCCCGUAGCCAAACGUUGUCCAUCUUCCCGAUCAUCAGCAAGUGCACGCUGGAGAUGAUAUGUGAAACCACCAUCGGGUGCGAUGUGUUGGAGCGGCCGGGUAAAGAGAAGUUCCUUCACAAUGUGGAUCGAUGUUUAGAGCUAGUUGCCAAGCGGAUGGUCAGCGUCCAUCAAUACAUAGACCUAGUGUACGGUUUCACGAAGGAUU